Molecule: messenger RNA, 408 nt
Organism: Trichomonas vaginalis G3
Lineage: Eukaryota; Parabasalia; Trichomonadida; Trichomonadidae
Exons: 1
Coding region: 1-408 (135 amino acids)
Source: RefSeq, a predicted model, not a curated record
AUGAAAAACAACCCCGACUUAGAGAAAGACUAUAUAUUUAACAAUUUAGUCAAAAGAGACAAACAAGAAAGAAUGCCGGGCUUCAAACUUCAGAAAGGUGACAAAGUAAAAAUAGAAAUACCUAAACGCGACCCAUAUGAAAAUACUAUUGACUAUGACAACAAUGGGAACUCGACAGGUACUCACGUUCGUGUUCGUAAAAAUAGAAGAAAGUAUACAAGAGAAUAUUAUGAAGUUUUAGGCAAACAUGGCAAAAUGUACAGACUGCAAGCAGAAGAUAAAACUACUAUUGUCAGACCUCGUUUCAAACUUGUCAAAGUUCAAGGUGGUAUAUUUUCAAAGACAGUUCCUAACAAAUAUAAGACAACUCCUGACGAAUAUGCUAAAGAAGUUGAAAAUGACGACUAA